Molecule: messenger RNA, 3323 nt
Organism: Thecamonas trahens ATCC 50062
Lineage: Eukaryota; Apusomonadida; Apusomonadidae
Product: SET domain-containing protein
Exons: 3
Coding region: 1-3306 (1101 amino acids)
Cellular component (GO): Set1C/COMPASS complex
Molecular function (GO): histone H3K4 methyltransferase activity; protein binding; RNA binding
Source: RefSeq, a predicted model, not a curated record
AUGAUGCCGUAUGGCGGUGGCGAGUACGACGAUCACAUGCCACAGGCCCCGCACUCGGUCAUCCCGCUCGACAUCUCCGUCCGCAAAGCAGAAGUCAAUGCCAAGCUCGAUCCCGUCCCCAUCCGCACCAUCCGCGUCUACAAGGCCGAGCCAGACGAGGACGACAUCUCACUGACAGAGCGGACCUUUGUCUCGCCCGUCCUCGGCGGCGACUGGAAGCGGGUCUCCAUUCGCUACCCGCUCGCGCUGCGUGACAUCGUCCGCUUCCGCGUCAACGGCAUGGCCGGCAACGACGAGGUGACUGCCGCUGCUGCUGCGCCGCGCCCGGCAGAUCCCCGCGACGGCCACUAUCCGCUCAAAGGCGCCCGCCGCCUUGUUCAUCGGCCCACCAUUCCGCGUUGGGCUCGUCGUGGCGGCCUCCAGCGUUCUGCCGCCACCGCCAUGGACGUCCUCGUCUCUGGCCUCCCCAACGACACCGCCGAGGCUGCCAUCGGCCAGAACAUGGCCCGUGCCGGCGACAUUGUUCGCGUCAACAUGAUCCCCUACCUCGCUGACCCAACAACGUUCUCCGGUGUUGCCGUCGUCACCUACGCCGACCAUUCUGGCGCCAACGCCGCCGUCCGCAUGUUCCGCCACACCCCGCUCCUUCACUCUCCGGACGUCUCGGUCGUCCUCGACCCGACCGGCACCUUUACCACCCGCGUUGUCAACGCUGCCAAUGACGCCCAUGCCCCGGUUCGGGGCCUCGACCACUCGCUCGUCGCCGGUCCCGACUCGCACUUUUCUACCGUCGCUAGCACCGCCUCGCGCCCGCCUCUCCCGCCAGGCCAAGCCCCGCUCCCUUCUAGCGGCAUCCAGGACCGUAUUGCCGCCAUUCUCGGCGCCGCGCCGCCGCUCCCGCCCGGCCCAGCCCCGCCGCUCCCGCCCGACUCGGCGCCGCUGCCAGAGACCCCCGCUCCGCCGCUCCCGCCCGGCCCAGCACCGCCACCUCAUCCACCGCCACUCGCCGAUAACGAGCUCGGGGGCGACGAAGACGGGGAGGUCUCAGACUCAGGCUCGUCGUCGCUUUCACUCUCGGAUCUCCGCGCCUCUCCGCAACACGUUGCGACCAUGCCGUCCGACGACGAUGACACCGCAAUGGACGAGUCGUCCGACGCGGAAGUGGCUCCACUCCCUUCAGCCACGGCGUCGGCGCCGCCAGCUCGCGCUCUGCUCCCGCCGCGCAUGCUCUUUCUCCGCGCACUGUCAUGGAGCCAGUCCACACCGCUUCUGCACAUGGUCGAGACGCUCGAUAAGAGCUCUUCGGGUGCCCGGCUCUUCUUCACCGCAGCCGGUGACGUCGUUGUCGGUCUCGCCCGUCGCGAGGACUCAAUGGCGCUCAUUUCCGCCAACAACACUUCCGACCACACCAUGUUUGUGCCUUACAUGAAGUCGCCCGACGCUCAGCUCGGCGAGCUCGACCUUGCUCCGGUCCGCCGCCGCCCGCCGCUCCCGCACGCCCCAGACCUCCUGGCUGCGCUCAAGACCAAGCUCCACACCUCGGUCAUGUCGGCUGUUAUGCGCCAGACCGUUGAGAAGCCGGUCAUUGCCCACCAAAAGUCCGAGACCAAGGCCCGCGCGCCAGCUGCGCCAGCGCUCUCGGCCAUGCCCGCGCCAGCUCUCGACGGAUCAGAUGCCCGCGACGUCCUGCCUAUUGCCUCACUUGCCUCCAUCCAGGUCCAGCUCACUGACGAGCAGCGAAAGGAGGUCGACGCCCGCGCCGCCGCCGUCAAGCGCCGCCGCGCUCGCAUCCUCCGCGAGCGCGCCGCUGCCGCCGAGCGCACCCGCAAGCUCACCCGCCGCAACGAUGAGGACGAUGACGACCUCGAGGGCUUCCUCGAUGACGGCCCGCUCUCCGACUCGGAGGGCGACGCCUCGUUUGCUUCCUACUCGGAUGCCGACGACGACGACGAGUCGGGCUCCUACUCGGACGAUGGCACCUCGCGCUGGCGCAAGGCCACCGCUGGCGAUGCGCUCGAAAUCGGCGACCACACCAGCACCGUCGCCCCGCGCAAGAAGCGCCGCCGCGUCCUCCGGUCAGAGUCCGACUCGGGCGACGCCGAGGCCGACCUCAAGCAGCUGGCUCGCUCGCUCGCUCGCUCUUCGGCCUCGCGCCGCCACCGCCGCCGCGAUGACACCGUCGGUGGCUUUAUCGUCAACGACGACUUUGUCGAGAUGUACUCAUACUCGGGCUACGAGACAGAUGAGGAGCAGCCGGCCGUCAAGCCCGAGCGACGCCGCGCCAACUGCGCCUGCCAACCCCCGCGCAAGCGCAAGCGCAAGCGCAAGCGCGUCCACGGCGUCGAACGCAUGUCUCCUGUCCCUGUCGACGGCCCCGACGCUGGCGCAGUCGCCGCUGGCUCUGCCGUCCGUGCCCGCUUGCCCGUCUUUGGCGCCCUCGACGCCGAGGACACUCGCUACCUCGCCGCGUACAUGGCGAGUUGUGGGCCCGAGCUUGCGGCCGUGUUCGACGUCGACUCGGUGCUCAAUGCCGCGGCGACAGACCGGGUUUCCCAGCCCGAGAUCGUCGACCUGCCGCCACCACCCGGCGGCUGUGCCCGCUCGGCAGGCUACGUCAAGUCGGAAGGUCCCAAAGACAAGAGCGCCAUCUACAUGCCUCGGUCGGCGGCCGCGUCCGGACAGGGCGAUGCCGCCGGUCCCAAGCGCCUGGAGGCUGCCGCCGCUGCCGGGGCGGCAGAAGCCGCGGCUGCCGGCGUGAAGGGCGGCAACACAACCCGGUCGAACCGGUCCAAGGCCCGCCACAUGGUCCACGCGCUCGAGUCGACCCUUGGCGUCCGCCCGUCUGACUUUGGUCUCGGCGUCGACACUCUCACUACUCGCAAACGGCGACUUCGCUUCGACCGCUCCUUCAUCCACUCGUACGGUCUCUUCUCGGAGGAGGACAUCGAGGAGGGCGGGUUUAUUAUCGAGUACGUCGGCGAAGUCAUUCCGGCCCUUGUCGCCGAAGUCCGCGAGGCCGACUACGAGAAGCGCGGCAUCGGCUCGUCCUAUCUCUUCCGCAUCAACAAGGACCACGUCAUUGACGCCACCUUCAAGGGCUCGGUUGCCCGCUUCAUCAACCACUCAUGCGACCCGUCGGCCGUCGCCAAGAUCGUCACGCUCGACGGCCAGCCGCGCAUCGUCAUCUACGCCCGCCGCAAGAUCUUUGCCGGCGAGGAAGUCACCUUUGACUACAAGUUCCCCCGUGAGGACGACAAGAUCCCCUGCCUUUGCGGCGCUGCCACCUGCCGCGGCAGCCUCAACUAAAUCCUGCCCAACUGUUA